AUGGCGUUCGUGACUUAUGCUGAUCGUCUCUGUGUAAAGCUCCAUGUUAAGAAUGGACCAGGAGAGCUCAGAGGCAUCUCCAUGGUGCUCUUUGUAGACCAGUGGAUUGUCAGUUUGUCCAACAUGGAUCUGAUACUGUCUGGCUGUAACGUCUCCGAGAGAAGCUGUGCAAUACUGUGCUCAGUACUGAACUUCCAGUUCUCUAGUCUGAGAGAAUUGGACCUGAGUAACAAUGACCUGCAAGACUCAGGCGUAAAGCUUCUGUCUUCUGGAUGGAAGAAGUCAAACUGUACCCUGGAAUCUCUCAGUCUGUCAGGGUGUCUGAUCACAAAGGAAGGCUGUAUUUCUCUGGCCUCAGCUCUGAGCUCCAACCCCUCCCAUCUGAGACAGCUGGACCUGAGCUACAAUCAUCCAGGAUGCUCAGGGAUGCAGCUUCUGUCAGCAGGACUGAAAGAUCCACGCUGGAAACUGGACACUUUAAGCCCCAGUUUCAGGAACAGGAACAAGAUUCUAGCUGGGGAUCUAAAAACCCCUGUGUCCUGUCAACUCACAAUCGACACAAACACAGUGAACACAAACCUCCAACUGUCUGACAACAACAGGAGGGUGACACGUGUGAGGAAGGUUCAGUCAUAUCCUGAUCAUCCAGACAGAUUUGAUGUUUGGCCUCAGCUGCUGUGUAGAAAUGGUCUGACUGGUCGCUGUUACUGGGAGGUCGAGUGGAGAGGAGAUGUUUAUAUAUCAGUGAGUUACAGAAGCAUCAGAAGGAAAGGACGCUGUGAUGACUGUAUGUUUGGACACAAUGAUCAGUCCUGGAGUCUGUACUGCUCUGAUGGUUGUCCUCUUCGUGUCUGGCACAGUAACAGAGAAACAUACAUCUCCUCCUCCUCCUCCUCCUCCUCUGUCUCUAACAGAGUCGCAGUGUAUGUGGACUGUCCUGCUGGCACUCUGUCGUUCUACAGAGUCUCCUCUGACACUCUGAUCCACCUCCACACCUUCAACACCACAUUCACUCAAACUCUUUAUCCUGGGUUUUAUUUCUAUCCUGGUUCUUCAGUGUCCCUGUGCUGAGUUGAGUGUAAAGAGUGUCUCCUGUUAGAAAACCACUCUGACUGUUGAACAGAUAGUUCAGUCUGUACAUGUCUGUCUCUUUCACUCAGAAAUAGAUUUUCAGAUUCAUGUAUUCAAUCAGUUGAUGUUUGAAACGGUUCUAAACGAUUCCUUGUAAACAUCUUCCUCUUCAGUCCUUUAAAGACUGAAGCUCCCAUUAUUCCAGGAUCUACAUGUUGUUUUUCUGUCUUUUUCCACUCAAAGCUUCACAGUGAAUAUCAGUAUGUUGUGUUUCUCUGAAGCUCAGUUCACAACCAGCUCCUCUGCAUUUUCAACAAGUCUGAGCUCAUUAAAAUGAAUCCAAAUGUUUGAUUUCUCUUUCUUAAUGGGAUUUUUCCUUGGAAUGGAGGGAUCAGAAUGCAUGUGGCUUAUCUAAUAAACACUAAAGGCUU
Neolamprologus brichardi is the source of this 1502-nucleotide messenger RNA. The record is from RefSeq and is a predicted model, not a curated record. Lineage: Eukaryota; Metazoa; Chordata; Actinopteri; Cichliformes; Cichlidae.